CCCCGCCUUUGAACCAGCCCCUGCUGGUUCCAUGCACAUCCCUACACUACUGCUUGGGAUGGCUCACAACAUUUAUAAAAUAGUUACAAUGUAAAAUCAGACUAAUAAAUUAACCAAAUUAAGCUAAACAAGUUAAAAAUCCAAGCUAAAACUACAAUCAGAAUUACAGAUUUUCAAAUUUCAAAUUAAAAGUCAUUUUAAAAGAAUUGUAAUGACUAAAGAACCUACCAGAUAUAACCUACCAGAUAUAAGCAACAGUUGAAACAUUUAAAAGGCUCUUUAAAAAGAUGUGUUUUUAGUUGUUUUUGAAAAACACUGAGGGAGGGAACAUGGCAAAGCUCUGCUGGGAGGGUUUUCCAGAACCGAGGGGUCAGAACCGAAAAGACCCUGAGGUGUUUCACACAAUGUGAAGCGCCUUACCGGGCUCUGCGGGGACUGCUGGCUUAGCCCGCUUUCCCCACAGAUGAUCAAGCCUGCAGCCCUUGGUGACUGGUUCAGCCACCCACACGACUACCAGCUCUGUUACGGAGCCGGAGGGGGCUGCAGGGAUCAGGGGCCACGUGGCCCCCGGAAGUUCCAAGAUGCCCCGCACGAGUGCACAGGGUAUUCUGGGGGGACGUCCAAGACCGGGAGUCUGCUUGUAGCCACUGUGCACCGCGAUGGCAUACGAGCAAAAAAACAAGGUUAACGGAGUGCUCAUGAGCAGGCCUGAGAUGAUGAGCGGAGGGCUCUGGCAGGUUUAUAUGGUCAAAUGCGGUCCAACAGAUACCCCAGCCCCAAGCCGUAUAAAGCUUUAAAGGUCAAGACCAGCACCUUGAUUCUAGCCCGGAAGCAGACCAGUAACCAGUUAAGCUGUCUCAGAUUGGGUGUGAUAGCCAUGAAGCAACUUGCACCCACAAGCAUCCUUGUGGCAGCAUUCUGCACCAGCUGAAGCUUGCAAACCGUCUUCAAGGGAAGCCCCAUGUAGAGUACAUUGCAGUAGUCCAAUAGAGAUUCUGAUUCUGAUGUGCAUUGUAGGCUCCAUUAAAGAUAUUUUAUCCCUGGCCCCUUGGGAACUUUAGUAUGUUUACAUUCUGUUUGCCUUAACUGAUAUUUCGACUGAUGAUUCCUGAAUUUCCAUUUUAGCAUUUGAUGAAGCAGUCAUUGCCCAUGAAAGCUAAUCUUUGUUUGUAACAAUAAAACAUAUAUUUAGUUAUGUCUCAAAGUGCUACCCAUUUUUUAUGGAUUUAUCUGAGGCUGCAAUUCCAACCACACUUACUAAGGGAUAAGCCCUAUUCAUUAUUUGAAAUUAUUAAAAUUAAAUAUUAAAAAUAAUUGAGCUCAAUAAGACUUAUUUCUGAAAAGAACAUGCUUAGAAUUGCAUAUGCCAUUCACUAUGAUGUUCAGCACUGUUCAACUUUGCAUGGCGUAUAACUCAGAAAAGAAUAGAGAAGGGGAUGAUCAAGAAUAUAGGAUACCUUCCAAGCAAUGAAAUAAGUGGUGAAGGACUAAAUUAGUAGAAAUGUUCAGGUUACAGAAGAGUGCUAAAAUGAUUGCUAAUGUGAUCAUGAGCAUAAACUACAGUAGUCAAGAAACAGCAAAAGAACCCAUAGAUAUUGGAUUCACUAUGAGCAAAGAACAACCCAAGGUGAAUCCAAAGUAAAUUUUUCAGUGUAGUUAGAGAUACAGACAUAUAUCUUCCACAUCUAAGACCACCGAAAUUAAUUAAAAACUAUACACACACACAGUUUUUAAUUAUUUUCUAUGGACUUAGAUGUGGAAGAUAUAUGUCCGUAUGUAUUUUUGAGUUGUAUGUAUUAUUAUUUACUAUCUAUACAAUCCCAAAAUGGAGUUAUAUUGAUUUACUCACUUUGGAUUCACCUUGAAUUCAUUCAUAGCUACAGUAGUGCCUGGUAGUGCACAUGCACUACCAGCCUCUACCAUUACUGUGCACUACCAAUGCUGGUAGCUGCACUGCAUUCCCUACUGUUUUGCUUACACAGGGUCACCUGCAGAAAACACAUAGAAACAUUUUGUUUUUCUUCCUUUCAGUCUAUCGAUUUUAGUUAGCCAGAGACCAAAAAAAAAAAAAAUCUUUCUUGUAGCCCUUUUCUUUGGGUAAGUAAGUGGGAGACCCAGAGUCCCCAAGUCCUUGUCCAUCAAUUAAACCAGCCAUGGGGUUGAUUCCUUCUAGGAACUUUGUUCCUGUCUCUGUGUAUUUGAGGGAUGUAAUCUCCUAUUGGCUGUAAGGAUAACUUUGGCCCCACCUACUCCAACGUGGUUUGAUAAAGUCACAUCUUUGUCUUCCUCAUUUUGCUCUUUUAUUUGGAUUAAAUACAGCCAUACUGUGUCUGUUUCUCCCUGGCUGAAAUGGCUUAGAGAAAACAUAACCUGUAAGUGUUCUUACAAAUUAGGCCUGUACAGCUAGAAGCUAAAUUUUGGAUUUUUACUUUCUUAAAUGCCUGGUCUUUUCCUCUUCCCCGAUCCAUGUUCUAAAAUGUGUAAUAAAACCAUUUUUAAAAAUGUAUUUUCACCAUGUAUGUGGGGUCAGUACAGUAGAAUGUUUGAAUGCUCUGAAAGGAGUUUCUCCUCACACAUUCUUGUUUGGCUCAAACAAUUUCCCCUGAAACAUGAAAUACAAAGGAAUAUUAGCUGUGUCUCAUCUGUAUAGAUGGGAAGACCAGGGGCCACUGAUACCAAAUGAACAAACCCUGAGAGACUAGUUCCUUGUAACUUAGAUCUUUAGGAUGGUAUUAAGCAAUGGUGGCAGGAAUAUCCCAAUGAAUCUGGAGAGACACAGGGUGGAUAAUGCCCAGUUGGCCCUCUCCCCACCAAAAUUAUUACACGAAUAUGUUCAGUGGAGUUUUGUAGUUUUGUUUAGUUUAGUUUAGAAGAAAUUCUGGACAUCAUACUUCUUGAUUACCUACAGAUAGCAAAUGUUGCAUUACAAUCCUGGCACUUAAAUUAGCUGAAUGCACUACUUUUUACACCAGGAUAUGCUGGGGGAAAGGUUUAAACAAUUUUUAUUUUUAGGCUACAUUCGGAAUGUCAUCAUCUUAAUCAUAUUUUAACUGUUAUUCUUCUCAACUGAAUGUAACACUCAAUAGUCAAACCGAUAAUUCAAAAACAACAUCAUGCCCAAGAGAAGCAGAAGACCCUUUUCAGAAUCAAAUUUACAAUUAUUCAAAUUCACCAUAUAUGGUUACCCGAGUAAACGUCCUACUCCUCGCGGUUGCCGCUGCGCUCUUUGCCUCCUUCGCCCGCCGGAGCCCUCCUGCCAGGAUGGUGGGAGGGAUUCCCGUCCAAGGGCUGCGCGGGAUCGACAGGCUGGAAAGCUGAUACCAGUCGGAGAUACAGCUGCAACAUGUCUCACUGAAAUCUUACCUCAGCCAAUUACUCCACCUGUAGUGAAAAAGUUUCGAAACACCAGCACUCCUGCUCCUGGAGUAGAAAGAGUUUUUUAUGGCCGAGCAAAUGAUCCUGACAUUGCAUCACAUUUGACACAUGGUAUAAAAUCCGUUCCUUCAUUGAGUGUCGCCUCAUUGGCCAAUCCACCUCCCAUAACGUGCUUUCAACAAAAACGUAAAGAAAAGAAAGAAUCUGUUUAUGUGAGGAAUCGUGAAGCACCCCUUGGAAAGUCCCAUGACCAGACAACAAGAUUACCUAAAGGACUGGAUGUGACCAACACCACAUUUGGAAUAACAACUCUCAGGGAGGGACCUGGUGGAGAUGUUAUCAAUCCAAGAAAGACAUUUGAUGAAGUUGAUAAGGAAGCACAAGAAGGACAUGAAUUGUAUAUUAAAUCACAUAAUGAUUAUUAUGUUGGAGAACCAAUGAAUAGAAAAUAUGACCCAUCCACAUUUCACAGAUUUAAUCUUUAUGGAAAAGAAACACCACACUAUAAUGAUGGUCGAAAUGUAGCUAGAACUUUACGCUGGUUCCAUGAUCUGCAAAUGAAGAAAGCAGCAAAAAUCGUGCCCAAAAUAUGUGAUGAUUUCAAGGAAAAAUUUCAGCCUCAGCUUGGGAAAGUCCUUGAUCCCAUAGCGGAGACGCUCAAUGUUCCUCCAGACCAUACAUUUGGAAUUCUACUUCGCCCUGAUGAAUAUGGUGUCGGGGAUCUCCUUCAUCAGAGACUUCCUAGUGAAUGCCUUCGAGGUAAAGACAGAGAGCGAGCUGUCUUUACUGCAGUUCGGCAGGCUCUGAAGAAAGCUAAUUAUCACAAUUUUGAAACAUUACUACAAGCAUUUAGGCAUUAUGAUAAGGAUGGUGAUCGGAAGAUAAGCAAGGAAGACUUGAAAAAGGCCUGCUUUCAAUUUAAUCUGGAUUUGGAUGAAGAGCUCUUGGAUGCUUUAUUUAACUACUGUGAUUUGGACAAAAAUGGUUUUAUAGACUAUCUGGAGUUUGUGAACUUUCUUAACUGGAAAGACAAAAUGUCCCUUAAGGAAUAUGAAGAAAAAAUAAUUACAAGAGGCAAAAGGACAGGUCCCUUUGAUCUCAUCCCACCAGGAGGAUCAGAACCUGUAGCAGACGAAGAUCCUGUGCUGAAACCUGAAGACAUUGUAAUCAAGGAACCAGGCAGUUCAGAAAAAACACCCAGAACACUUUCCAGACCAACAGAUCAUGUGUUUUGUGACUAUCGCACAACUUCUUCUCAGUAUAACGCAGUCGUAGGAGGCAUUCCCUCGUCUUAUUACCCACUAUAUGGUAUUCCAACUAUCCGUGCAGAUAUUCCUGCCCCUCGAUUUCGACGCAUCAGUGACAUAACUAAUUAUGGCGAUCAAGCCGGUGCUUAUGCACUGUUAUAUCCUUCUAUAUUUAGCAACAAUGGAGUGUAUGAGAAAGAUGUCUUCAAGACAAGGUCCAAAGAAGAGAUUGCACGUAUUUUGCGCAACAUUGGUGUGAGCCUCUCAGAUGAAAGUUUUGAGGAAGUGUGGAGGCAGGCCAGCCUGAAAGAUCACAGAGGAGAAGUCUGUGUCGAAUCCAUCCGAAAUGUACUGGAUGAAAUGCAGACAUCGCACAUAAAAAGCACAAGUUGCACAUAAAAACACAAGAUUUCCCUUUAUGAACUUGAUUCUCCCAUUAUGACCUUGAUUGCAAACAAGGAUAAUGCAAUGCAUAGAAAUAUGUUCAUUUAUUGAAAAUAAUAAAGCAGCCUUUUCAAUUUUGAUGGAGAAACAUAUUUUAAAUGCCUAAUAAACAUCUCCAAUCUC
Messenger RNA from Hemicordylus capensis (graceful crag lizard), 5189 nucleotides. RefSeq names its product EF-hand domain family member B (gene EFHB). The transcript has 14 exons. NCBI's taxonomy places the organism in Eukaryota, Metazoa, Chordata, Lepidosauria, Squamata, Cordylidae. The record is from RefSeq and is a predicted model, not a curated record. Gene Ontology annotation, molecular function: calcium ion binding. Bases 3114 to 5021 code for a protein of 635 amino acids.